Messenger RNA from Pygocentrus nattereri (red-bellied piranha), 4793 nucleotides. RefSeq names its product aldehyde dehydrogenase 1 family, member L2 (gene aldh1l2). Gene Ontology annotation, cellular component: cytoplasm. The transcript is spliced from 23 exons. Gene Ontology annotation, biological process: one-carbon metabolic process; biosynthetic process; 10-formyltetrahydrofolate catabolic process. NCBI's taxonomy places the organism in Eukaryota, Metazoa, Chordata, Actinopteri, Characiformes, Serrasalmidae. The record is from RefSeq and is a predicted model, not a curated record. The coding region runs from base 110 to 2881 and encodes 923 amino acids. Gene Ontology annotation, molecular function: formyltetrahydrofolate dehydrogenase activity; aldehyde dehydrogenase (NAD+) activity.
GAGUCGGGCAUCGCUCUUCAGAGAGCAGGUGUGCGCGUCUCGGAGCCCGCGGCUGACUUCGGCUCGUUCAGAUUUGUGGGUUUUGCAGGAGUUUUGCAGGGGUUUAGCCAUGCUGAGGGCGGCCAACACGAUCCGCAGGACCUUUUCGACAAGCUCCGCCUACUACCAAAAUAAACUGAAGCUGGCCCUGAUUGGCCAGAGCCUCUUUGGUCAGGAAGUGUACACAAACCUCCGGAAGCAAGGCCAUAAAGUGGUGGGGGUGUUCACCGUUCCAGAUAAGGAUGGAAAGGCAGACCCACUUGCUGUGGCGGCGGAGAAAGACGGCACGCCGGUGUUUAAGUUCCCCCGCUGGCGUGUGAAGGGGAAGCCGAUCUCUGAGGUGGUAGAUACUUACAAGGCUGUGGGCGCUGAGCUCAACGUCCUGCCGUUCUGCUCCCAGUUUAUCCCCAUGAAUGUGAUCGACCACCCCAAACACGGCUCCAUCAUCUACCACCCAUCCCUCCUCCCGAAACACAGAGGAGCCUCUGCCAUCAACUGGACUCUGAUUGAAGGUGAUAAGAAGGCCGGCUUCUCUAUAUUCUGGGCUGACGAUGGUUUGGACACUGGUCCUAUUCUGCUGCAGAAGGAAUGUGCAGUGGAGCCCAGUGACACGGUGGACACGCUGUACAACCGCUUCCUCUUCCCAGAGGGAAUCAAUUCCAUGGUGGAGGCUGUGCAGCUCAUUGCAGAUGGAAAAGCUCCCAGAAUCCCUCAACCCGAGGAGGGGGCGAGUUACGAGGGAAUCCAAAAGAAAUCUAAUGCCAAGGUGAACAUGGCUCAGCCUGCUGAAGUUAUUCACAACUGGAUUCGUGGCCAUGAUAAAGUUCCAGGAGCGUGGGCAGUCCUUGAUGGGCAGCCGGUUACGCUGUAUGGCUCAUCGCUGCUGAGCAGCCCAGUUCCUGCAGGUCAGCCGCUGGAAGUGGAGGGAGCAUCUCAGCCUGGGCUCAUCACCAGCUCAGGCCUCGUGCUCUUUGGCUCUGAUGGAAAAGCGCUCCAGGUGAAGAGUCUGCAGUUUGAAGAUGGGAAGAUGAUUCCAGCUGCAAAGUACUUCUCAUCAGGAGAUACUACCAGCAUAGAGCUGACUGAGGAGGAGAAGAAGAUGGCAGAGGAGAUCAGGGUGAUCUGGAAGGGCAUUCUGAGCAACGUGCCAGUAAUUGAGGACACAACUGAUUUCUUUAAGUCUGGGGCAGCAUCUAUGGAUGUGGUCAGGCUGAUAGAAGAGAUCAAGCCGAAGUGUGCAGAUGUUCAGCUGCAGAAUGAGGACGUGUACAUGGCCACCUCCUUCCACGAUUUCAUCCAGAUGUUUGUACGACGUCUGAGAGGGGAGGACCAGGAGGAGGAGCUGGUCAUCAACUAUGCAACAAAAGACAUUAAUAACAUGACCCUGAAGAUGCCCUAUCAGUGUUUCAUCAAUGGGAAGUUUGAGGAUGCAGAAAAUGGCAAAACAUACGACACGGUCAACCCCACUGAUGGCUCUGUGAUCUGUAAGGUUUCAUUUGCCUCUGUGGCAGAUGUGGAUAGGGCAGUGGCAGCAGCUAAAGAGGCCUUUGAGACUGGCCCCUGGGGCAAGAUGAACCCUCGUGACCGUGGCAGACUGCUAUACAAACUGGCUGACCUCAUGGAGGAGCAUCAAGAGGAGUUGGCUACUAUUGAGGCCAUUGACUCAGGAGCUGUGUAUACAUUAGCACUAAAAACUCAUGUAGGAAUGUCCAUUCAGACCUUCAGAUACUUCGCGGGCUGGUGUGACAAGAUCCAGGGCACAACAAUUCCCAUCAAUCAGGCCAGACCCAACCGCAACCUGACCUUCACCAAGAAAGAACCACUGGGAGUUUGUGCUAUUGUGAUCCCGUGGAACUACCCUUUAAUGAUGCUGGCCUGGAAGAGUGCAGCUUGUUUGGCAGCUGGAAACACACUCGUCCUAAAACCUGCACAGGUGACUCCUUUGACAGCACUGAAGUUUGCUGAGUUGACAGUUAAAGCAGGAAUUCCUAAAGGUGUCAUCAACAUCAUACCAGGAUCAGGUGGUCUGGUAGGACAGAGGUUGUCUGAUCACCCUGACAUUCGUAAGCUGGGUUUCACUGGCUCCACCCCCAUUGGCAAACAGAUUAUGAAAAGCUGUGCAGUCAGUAAUUUGAAGAAGGUUUCCCUGGAGCUGGGUGGUAAAUCCCCCCUCAUUAUCUUCAGUGACUGUGACAUGGACAAGGCUGUGCGGAUGGGCAUGAGCUCUGUAUUCUUCAACAAGGGAGAGAACUGCAUAGCUGCAGGCAGGCUGUUUGUGGAGGAGUCCAUUCAUGAUGAGUUCAUCGCGCGAGUGGUUGAGGAGAUUAAGAAGAUGAAGAUUGGGGAUCCUCUGGACCGCUCCACGGACCAUGGACCCCAGAACCAUAAGGCCCACCUGGAUAAGCUGGUUGAGUACUGUGACAUUGGGGUGAAGGAGGGUGCCACAUUGGUCUACGGAGGAAAACAGGUUGAUCGACCUGGAUAUUUCAUGGAGCCCACAGUGUUCACAGAUGUAGAGGAUCACAUGUUCAUUGCUAAGGAGGAAUCAUUUGGCCCUGUCAUGGUGGUAUCCAGAUUUAAAGAUGGUGAUGUGGAUGGAGUGCUAAGUAGAGCAAAUGACACCGAGUUUGGUCUGGCCUCUGGAGUCUUCACACGGGACAUCAACAAAGCCAUGUACGUCAGCGAGAGGCUGGAGGCUGGAACUGUGUUUGUCAACACUUACAACAAGACGGAUGUGGCCGCGCCCUUCGGAGGCUUCAAGCAGUCUGGCUUUGGAAAGGACCUUGGUGAGGAAGCUCUUCAUGAGUAUCUCCGGACCAAAGCAGUGACGGUGGAGUAUUAGGAGAAAACCCUUUGCUGCUACUGGACUUUGGGCUGGACUGCCGGGCAGUGGACAGAACUGCUGCUUGCACACUUCAUCCGCUGUCUUGCUUGGGCUUUCGCUCAGAACUGGUUUGAUCAGGGGGUUAAAAAAAGCACUCCCUGCCAAGACUUUACUUUUGUGCCUACGUUUUCUAUCAGUUUGUCUCCAGAACAUGCCUUUCUGCUCGGAAGGGGAAACGUUAGUUUUCCGUGCCAAGGCAGCUCAAAGACAUCUAAUAGUACCAUGUGAAAAACAUGGAUCAUUGAGGUCUUUCUUUUGGCAUCAGAACACGGUCAUCAACAAGACACUGCCAAUAUCUGACUGACAACAUAUUGAAGUGAAAAAGGAAGCUUUCUGCCUGUUACAUCAAUCCAUUCACAGAACGUCGGUUCACGUAAAGUAUUUUGUCUUAAGAUCAUCAAAAGCUGGUUUAUGUUGCUUGAUACUUUAGGAAAUGUUAUACUGGUAUAUCACAAUGGUAGGUGAUUCAUAUUCACACCCUUUUAGCCAAUCUCAUUUGACAUUAAUAUACAUGUACAUAUUUUAUAGAGAACAAGAUACAUUAAACUUCUAUAUAUUUUUAAUUUUGCAUUCCACACAGGAAAUACAGGAUGACUGUAAUCAGUAAAGUAUAUGGCUGUUGACGGAACAAAACCUUGUAUCUCCAAAAUGGUAACUAAAAAAAAAUGCUUUAGUUUUAAUGUAGAUCAGUGGAACCGGAUUGUUUACAAGUAAUUUUGAGCCGUUUCUUUCGGACCAUUCAUCGUGAAAUUUACACACAAUGUAAAGGAGAAUAGGCGUUUUCAAAUUAGGUCAAAAACUGAAAAUAGACAAAAAACAGAGAUACAAGAUUUUGUAUCUCAACAGCGAUAAGGAUGAGCUGAGAAGUGUAGCAAAAAGGAAACUCAUUACAUUGGGCAGGAAAUGUCUUCAGCACGGAUCUCUCAAGUCCAUUUCCCCCCAAAACUCCUCAGGUUGGAUUUGCUGGACACAGAUUAAGCCUAGUGUUGGACUAAAGAGGUUAAUAGGAAGAAUUCCAGUUUGACAGAGUGAUGUAAUCCAUUAUUAGAUGUAGCCUAGUCUGUCUGGAAAGCUGCAAGGAAACAUUACCAAAAACACACUGUGAGUCUUUUCAUUUGAGUAAACACUUUACUGUAGGAAGGUUUAUAAGGCUGUUUAGAAUCUUUCUGAAUGUUACGUAGUGUGUUAUGUGUGCUUUGUGCACACACAAGGACUAAAUCAUACUGCAAAUUAUUGUGCAAAAGUUUGUGCCCCCCAGUCAGAUGACAUUUUGUUGAUUUCAGUGAAAAUAAGUCGCACAUCCUCUACAGAGAACACACUUCUGCACAUUUUAAUACACAAUUACUGUUUAUUUGUUCAUUUUGUUAUUUUGCAAAAGUUAUGGCAUAUUUUAUAUUUUAUUUUAUGUUGCACUAAUGAGUAGAAAUAGUGCACUAAAAUAUCUAAUGCCAUACUAAAAUGACAUAUUUUACUUUGUUCCCUGUAGAAGAUGUGUUAACUUACUUAAUUUGACCAAGCACGUUCAAAAUCUUGCAUACAAAUGUAUAUAACAUUCAUAAAGGCUGGGUGAAUAACAACAUAGGCAAUCUAGUGAAACUCACAUGAUCAACACUUUCGGUCCUUUUUGAACUAGGUAGUAUAUGGGGGGGGUUUCACUGACAGUAUUUAUUUUACCAAGCAGCCAGAACUGUUUCUAUCUGCAAUAAAAUGUGAAGGAGCAUGAACAAUUUCUACAUAAAAAUGUUCUUUUAUUUGUGUUUUACAAAUCAUGUCAGACCAUCUCAGUGUUUUUGAUGCCCCUCAUCACUGCCUUUUAGGGCUAUCAUGACUGAUUAAAAUUGAAUAUUCAAUUAAAAAAAUCACAAAUGAA